Molecule: messenger RNA, 4327 nt
Organism: Cataglyphis hispanica
Lineage: Eukaryota; Metazoa; Arthropoda; Insecta; Hymenoptera; Formicidae
Product: zinc finger and SCAN domain-containing protein 12-like
Exons: 5
Coding region: 440-1759 (439 amino acids)
Biological process (GO): regulation of transcription by RNA polymerase II
Cellular component (GO): nucleus
Molecular function (GO): zinc ion binding; RNA polymerase II cis-regulatory region sequence-specific DNA binding; DNA-binding transcription factor activity
Source: RefSeq, a predicted model, not a curated record
GUCGUCGUCAUGCCGUUCCAGCGAGGGAUAUCAUCAUCAUCGCUCGCUCCGUUUUUCUCCCGCUCGCCAUUGCGUCGAGUACCCAUCUCUCUUCAGCUCGCGUGCAAAUAUGGCGUCCACGUCGAGCGAUCCACCGACGUCGGGGACGCGCAGUGCUGCCAAUUCGCCGACAGCGCCGCUAUUGACGGACGACCGCCAUUAUAGAUUCCGUUGUGAGUGACCGAGUCUCAGCGUUGGUGAUCGCGAACUUCUUACGGAAAACUCCGUCGCGUUUUCGACAUUACGCUCCGUCGUGCACUUGCCGCAAAUUCGAAAAGAAGAUUAGAGAUAAAGAUAGAGAUAGAGAAGAAGGAAGAGAGAGGCUACAGAGAAAAAUUAAACAGAUAGAUCGUCGAGAGGUGCGGAAACGUACGGCUCACCCACGGCCGGAAAAGCAACGAUGAAAACGUACAGCAGGAAAAAGGGCGACAGCCCGAGCAAUGUGAUCAUUCAUGUGAAUGAGCUGUGCCGACUGUGUUUAGGCAAGGAGGAGGAGAUGGUGCCGAUCUACGACGACGAGACCGUGCCGUUGCCGCUGCGUAUACUCGCCUGCGUCAACAUCGAGGUCUACGAACAGGAUGGUUUACCUAACAUGAUAUGUCAUCCGUGCAAAUAUCAAUUAGAAAAAUCUUAUCAAUUCAGAAAAAAAUGUCAAGCUGCAGAUGUCAAACUCAGAAAACAUAUGAAAUUAAUACAGCAAUUGACUGGACAGGACGAAGAAGGCGAAAACCAGGAUAGCAACAAGGACGAUUCAAAGGAAUCCACUACUGGCAAAUCUAAACAAGUUAAACAAUUGUUAGCUGAUCUAGUUUCAACCAAAGGUGACAGUAGCCAAGCAGAUGGAGAUCCAAUUGAAGUGACAGAGGAGGAGCUUGUCGGCGGAUACAUCUUGGGAAUGAAUUCCGAGAAUCCAGAAAUGGAGGAAAGUGUUUCGGAGGAUCCAGAAAACAUUACAUUGGUACCACCCGAGGAACGAACUGCUAAGGCUAGAUGCACAAUCAGAACAACGCGUAUUAAGCAGGAACAAGAGUCCGAAGAUGAAGCCGAAGAAGUGCAGAGAGCAAUCGCAAAUGCAGAUCACAAAAAUGUUUACAUGAUGGAACUUACUAGCAACAAUUCCACUCAAGGAGAAUCAUUGAAACUGCAGCCUAUGGGUGACACAAUAGUUGAUGCAAAUCCAGAAUUGAAGGUGUUCAAAUGUGAUAAAUGUCCGAAAGCAUUUACCCGCAGAAUAAUGCUGAAAAGUCAUCAGUCUGUACACUCCACACAGAGGGGUUUCACAUGUCAAGCUUGUGAUAAAUGGUUUCCGACAAGAUCCGCGCUCGUGAGACAUGAACGUACACAUACAGGCGAAAAACCAUUUGGUUGCAAUAUCUGUCACCGCGCUUUCGCGCAGAAAGAGAUUCUAUUCCGCCACUUGAUGACACACUCUGGUCAAAAACCCUUCCAAUGUCAGCACUGCGAGAAGAGCUUCACACAGCGGGAAGCUCUUAAGGUGCAUAUGCGUCGGCAUCAGAAGCUGAAUCCGAAUGAUAUCCAGCUGCAUCAUUGCCAGCUCUGUCCAAAGGCGUUUUGUCAUGCAUCAGGUCUUAGUAGACAUUUGGUCACGCACACUGGCAGAACAUACAAGUGUGUUGAGUGCGAAAAGUCUUUCACUGAUAAGAGUUCGUUGCUAAGACAUAGUCGUAUCCAUGCGCCCAAGAAAAUCAUAGCAAAUUGAGCAAUGAACUUUUGUUGUUCAAUUUGCUAUGAUUUUCCUGGGAUGUUCUGUGGAUACGAAAAUAUUUCUUUAAAAUUGACAACCGGAAUUAGGCUUCCAAUUAAUAAGAAAAAUCUGCAAAAUAGAUUUGCAAAGAAAUUAUGGUUAUUUAAUUGCAAUGUAAGUACAUUUCAUCUUAGAAAGCAUUACAUUUUUUUUAUCAUGGUCAUCCUUGUAUAAUUGCUAUAAGAAGUUUGCAAUUUGAAGAACAGAAUUUUAUCCAAAUAAUAUUUUUGUGUAUAUAUAUAUAUAUAUAUAUAUAUAUAUAUAUAUAUAUAUUCAUAUUCUUUCAAAAAUAUAAAAAAGUAUAUGUACUUUAAUAUAUAAUGAAUUUGGUCACCUACGCUACAUUAUACUGAUGCAUAUUGAAAAUUGCUAUGUAUGAAAUUAUUUUAAUACACAGGCAUAGUAUAAACAUUUUGACGAAUUUUAAAUACCCAUAUUAUCGUCGUUAGUUAAUAAAAUAUUCAUCGUCAAAGUGCUUAUAUUGUAUUCUUGUAGUAUUGUAUCCCUUAAUACAGCAGUCUUCAGUGUACAUUUGUAUAGUGCAGAUGAUUAAAGUUGCUAUGUGAUUUUUCACAAGGAAUCUUCAAAUAUCAAGAAAUGUUAAAUGCAGUGUCGAAUAAAGUAAAAUCGGAUACAAGCCUUAGUAACAACUAAAUAUUUCAAUUACUCUACUAGUUUUUUGUGCAAUAUAUACAAGGGUGAUUGAAAUAAACCUGUUUCAUUUUAAGUUCUGAACAUUCAUUUAAACGAUAUAGUUCUGCUUUUACAAGAAUGGAUCCAUACUACAAUUUAUUAUAUUUUAAGUCGCAUAUAAAAUAAAUCUGAAAUUACUAAAUAAUUGCAACAUAUUAAAAGUAAUGUUAUACAGUCGAAUAUAGCACAUUUAGCAUUUUUGGUACAUUAUUAAAUGCAUUGAUAUAUUAUUUAGUUUUCUACUUAAGGCAGCAAUAUAUAUUAUAUAUUAUAAUCUUGUAUCUCAUUUAUUACAUUCUUAUAACUAUAAUUUUUUAUGCAUAAAACGUAAGUUUAUCUUCUAUGACUCCUUAUCAUGUAUGUUUAUAACAAUUCAUAAUUGUUGUAUAUAGUUUUAAAUAUAAGGAUAUAUAUAUAUAUAUAUAUAUAUAUUUCAUAUUGGAAUUUAUUUCAUCUAUAGAUGUACACAUACACUCACAUACACACACGUAUAAAUCACUCUUUAUAUAUUAUUUCUAUAAUUUUCUAAAUCCAUAUAGUGUUGUGUUAAAAAAAUAUAUAUAGAUAUUAUAGAAUUUUGUAUAAACAGUAAGAGGAAGAAGAGAAUGCCUUUUUUUAUGAAUGUAAGAAUAUUCUUCUUUGAGAAAAACAUUUUUAAUUAUAAAAGAAAAUUAUAUAUAAAAUAGAUAGAAAAGAAAAAAUUUUAUAUAUUAUAAUAUAUAUGAAAAUAAGUUCCACUAAUGAGGAUACAUAUAUAUUUUAUUUAAAGCUGUCUUACUGGGUGAUAUGCAUACCUAUAAUAUUUUACACUUUAAAAGUAUUGCUAUAAUGUAGCAAAAUGCGCAAUAUAAUAUGAAGGCUACUUUGAUUACAGAGAUUAUAUAUAUUCUACACUUUUUUGUAAUUAUUUAUACAUUUCGUUAUAUCAUCAAAUACUGAAGAGUGAUACUCAUUACGUGUAAAUGCAUAUAAAAGUUGCUCGCUACGUCACGUAAUAUAUGUAGCCAGUCGCAGUGUCUAGUGCAACAGAGCUCAUAUUGAAAGGAAAUGUUUACAGAAAAUGCAAUAUUGGUCUAUUAGAUGCAAAUUCUAUGUUACUGGGAAGAUCGAGGAGUCAAAUGUAGAGAGAGAAAGAGAGAGAGAGAGAGAGUAUAUAAUAAAAUGAAUGACAGUAAAUGUUUUUUUUAUUAAAAAAUCCGUUUUAUUACGUGUUUUUCUUUUACGAUAUUUUUUGUGCACUAUUACAUAUAUAUAUAUAUAUUGCCGAUAUUAUAAUUUACGUCGCAUAUCGCACACAUUAAUUCUGACAGAGACUAAAUCUUUUUAUACAAUUUCUCUAUAUUUGUUUCCCAUUAAAAUCUUCGAUAAUGUCGGACAAAUUGUACCAGUACCAAAAACAAUUAAAAAUUCUACAUUUUUGAGCUCCGUCACACGAUCUAUGGCUGGAUCUCUAUCAGGAUCUUUUUUUCUUUUAAUAUUUGCCGCUAUAAUUAAUCUACUUAGUUAAAACUGAAUAGCAAAGAGGGAAAUGACCACAUGAUAACAUGAUAUUUAAUGAAACAAACACAUUCGUGCUAUACCAUAUAUUCACGCGCACUAUAAAGUGUUUUAACAAUGGUUUCUCUCAUCGGUAAUGUAUUGAUCGGUCCGAUAUUAUAUGUCGCAACUAUACCGUGAAACUUUCGAACAUAGCUUCUGAACACAAGCAUCAUUUCCUGCUUUGCUAUGUACACUUUUGCCAAAGACACGUCAUUGUUCUCAAUUUAUAUUUUCUGACAUUUUUACCGCUUUAAUGAUUGUAAUAAUUAAAAUAAAGAUACGUACACGAAA